CGCAGCCCGGUUCGGGACCGGCGGAGGCGGGGGAACCGGCCGGCUCCAAACCCGCCCCCCGCCGCGGGGAGGAGGCGGUGGCCGAGCCCCCCCGCGCCGCGCUCCAGCUGCGCCGUGCCGAGUCCCGCCGUGCCAGACCCCGCCGUGCCGACCCCCGCCGUGCCGGACCCCCGCCGCUCCGCCUCUCGCCCAUGGCGGCCCCCGGCCCCACGCGUGUCCCGGCCCCGCCACGGAGCCGUCGCUGAGCGCUGCGCACCGGCCCGGCGUCCAGAGUUUCAAUGUUCUGACUUGCUCUAAGAUGAAGGUAUGGAAGUUUGCAGCCAUUGCAUCGAUGCUCCUCAGUUCCAUGUUAUCCAUUUUAGUUUGUAGAGACAUGUUCAACGGAAGCCGGAAAUACAGCCCCUUGCCUUCCUCGCCGUCUUCCUCACGGGCAUCCUCCUCUUCCUCCUCCUCCUCCUCCUCUUCCUCCUCGCUGCCGGCGGCUCCGCGGAGAUCCCCACGAGCCCUGCAACGCCACAGCUCGCUGCUCGCCCAGUACAGCAGCUUGUUGGAGAGCUACACGGAGGGGGAGAUCCGGCAGCUGAUCUCGGCGCUGGUGGAGCGCUACAGCCAGGCCAUGAACUCGGGCGGGCACGAGCUGCCGCUCUUCCCCCGGGCGGGCAGCCGCAGGAAGCGCGCCCGCGCUCGCCACAAACCCUGCGCCCUGAAGGAGCUGGAGGUGAGCGUCAGCGAGCUGGGCCUGGGCUACGAGUCGGACGAGACGGUGCUUUUCCGCUACUGCAGCGGCACCUGCGAGGCGGCCGUCCGCAGCUACGACCUCUCGCUGAAGAGCAUGAGGAGCAGGAGGAGGAUCAAGAAGGAGAAGGUCCGGGCUCGACCCUGCUGCCGGCCACUGGCCUACGACGACGACGUCUCCUUCCUGGACGCCUACAACCGCUACUACACCGUCAACGAGCUCUCGGCCAAGGAGUGCGGCUGCGUGUGAAGGGCCGGGGCGUCCCUGGGAGGAGCCGUCAGGAGAGGCGAUGCCCCGGCCCCAAAACCCCGCUGGCCACCGGGCAGAGGGACAGGGGGCUGCGGCAGGGGGCGAGGGACGAACCCCAGACCUCUGGCUGGAGGAGGAGAGACUGAGCUGCUCGCGCGUCCCUCAGCGUCACCGUCCCGCUCGCUGCACAGGACUAGAGACGUGGCUGUCGGCGCUGGCGGAGGCUGCGGUCGUUGGAGCGGUGACAGCUGCUUGCGGCUGUUGUCCCUGUCACCCCUCUGGCAGGGUGACAGUGGGUGCGCGACAUGACAGGGUGUGUUGUACACUCGGGGUGCGUUAUGUGUGACACCUAAUGGUCGCGGGUACCGGCAGAGGGGGUGUUGCAAAGCGGGUGUCCCCUGCGCAGGGUGUCCCCUGAGCUCGCAGCAGAGGUGACGGGUGCGCUGCCCGCCCCGGGCGUUGCAUGCUCGGUGUGUCGCACGGGAGGAGUGUUGUUGUCCAGGGGGUGUUGUGGAUGGGUGUGCUGCACACACGGGGUGUGUUGCAGGGUGCGUUACAUGCGCGGGGUGCGUUAGUCAGUUGGGGGUGCCCCGUGCCACCCCAGGACGGGGGCUGAGCCCCGUGGGCUGUAGCUGCCUUGUGCGGGGGUUUCCCAGGGUUUGUGACCACCGUCCUGGGGUCCCUGCGCUGCUGGGGGCAAUUCAGUGCCCCAGAUCCCCGUGUUUGGGAGCAGCGAUGCGCCGAUAGUGGUUUGGGCUUGGGGGAAAGGCUCUGGCUCCGCUCCCCGUGUCCGCUCGUGCCCCCUUUGCCGUCGCCUCGCUCCCCGCGGCCCCUGGCUUUGCUUCUUAAAACUCGCGAUAAUCUGAAGUAACUGGAUUAACCUCCCGUCCCCUCCUGUGGGCAGCUGGGCUGGAGACCUGCCACCUCCAGGGAGGUGACAGAGCCUCACGAGGCCACCAGCGAAGCCACGGAGCUCGCCACCCUCCGCCGGCUUCGCAGCCCGGGCAGGAGCAUCCGCAGUUCGGCAUCUCCCAAAAGCUGGAUCCACUCUCCCGGCCGCGGCACGGGAGCAGUGCCCAUCGCCUCGGCGGGGCCUGAAUUGUGCGGGAGAGGGGACUCGGGCCUGGGGUUUGGCUGCGGUUCGCAUUUACAGCAGUGUCACUCUUGUUUACUCUGCGGAGAAAUAAAUGAGACCGCAGACUUUUGCAUUCUCUGGGCAGGCUAUAUUUGUUGCCUGGGAUUGAUGGGUUUUCUCCCCUUGGCCCUCUUCCCAGAAAAAGCAAAUCAUAAACAGAAGGAGAAUAUUGGUGUCAUGUCCUGGGCAUUAACCAACGCGAGGGAAAAAAAAAAAAAACGCUCUUCUUGCCGCCCCCCCCCAGUCGCGAUGGCAUCCCAGCUCCUCCAUCCAGCUGAACGGGGGGAACAAAUCCAGUGCGUCUCCAUCCCGGCGCAGUAGCGAUGUGGAGGUGAGCGCAGCAGCCGAGGGAUGCUGCUGCAGGAUUUCGGGGGAGCAGGUCAGCAUCCCCCGGGACGGGACGGCUCGGUUUGGGAUGGGAGACAGCUCUCCCCACCCCGGCAUCUCCCGCGGGCGACCAGCAGCGCUCCCGACCUCUGCAAAGGGCCGGGCUGGUGGGGUAUUUUUUUUUUCUUGCUUUUCAUCCAAACACCGCUCUUGGCUGAGCGGAGCCAGGAUGUAGCGAAGCAACAUAAACACCAUCCUUCAGCGGGGCUGGCCGCGCACCCGGCGUCCUUGGGGAAGCAGCCUGCACUCUGUAACACCGCGUUUUCCCCUCGCUGUUGGGAAAGGGAAAAGGCAGCCACGGCCGCAGGGUGCAAACCCCGUCUGUGGGGCAUCGCGCGCACCGGCGACCCGGCAAGGGUGGACGAACCUGCACCCCGGGGAUGCAAACGCUGCUGAGACCAGACAAACUCGAGCCAGGUUGCAGGUGCGCGGAGCUCCCAAAACAGCCCUGCGAGGUGCUGCAGCACCGGGAGGGAGAGUUUGCGCCACGGGGUUUGGAUGGAAAUUGGAAAAAUGGCCCAAAAUAAGCAGCCGGGGAUGGGCAGAGGGAGCAGGACGGGGAGAGCAGAUGGGCGGCCACGGCGUGAUCCGCGCCGGGCUCACGGCAGAUCAGCGGCUCGCUCUCCACUUCAAAAAAAAAAAAAAAAGCACCCAAAUCUAAUAAUAAUAACUGCACUCUCAAGGGCUUGGGUGCUUUCCAGUUCUCACUACUAUAAAACUAAAAUUAGUUUUGUUGCAGAAGCCUCCAGUAAAAAAAAAACAAACCCAGGAACUAGAGCAAUAAAGGAAGGUAAGGUGUCGCGGAAGCAGCGCAGGAGCAGGCACCGCGGCAGCAGCAGGAUUUGCAGCCGGGUUUCCCGGAGUUGCCUCCGCUUGUGUCCCCCUGAGCCCGGGGGAGAUGUCGGGGCUGUGGCGUUGCCCCAAGUAGCUGUUUCCACCCUGGUUUGGGAAAGUUUUUUCUGCAAGAACUGAGGAUUUCGAGCGCCGUGAUUUGCAGGGACCCAGCGGAGCGUGGGAGCGGCUGACGGCUCUCCCGGCCCAAGGC
This is a messenger RNA of Chroicocephalus ridibundus (black-headed gull), 3552 nucleotides long. RefSeq names its product neurturin-like. The record is from RefSeq and is a predicted model, not a curated record. The coding region runs from base 299 to 985 and encodes 228 amino acids. The transcript has 3 exons. Lineage: Eukaryota; Metazoa; Chordata; Aves; Charadriiformes; Laridae. Gene Ontology annotation, molecular function: receptor tyrosine kinase binding; glial cell-derived neurotrophic factor receptor binding; growth factor activity.